Molecule: messenger RNA, 1725 nt
Organism: Rotaria sordida
Lineage: Eukaryota; Metazoa; Rotifera; Eurotatoria; Philodinida; Philodinidae
Source: the annotation of a GenBank genome assembly
AUGAGUAAAUCCGAGCAAAGAAAACGACAUCGACAAAGUAGUGACUCAAAUUCUGAUGAUGAUCAAUUAGAUUCAGAAAAAAUAGAUGUUGAUGGUUAUGAUGAUAAAUAUCUUGGUAAUGCAGAAGAUCGUGCAUGGUUAAAAAAUUUAUCUGAACGUGAACGUGAAGCAGAAUUAUUAAAAAGACAUGAACAACGUGAAGUAUUAAAACAUCAUGAAGAAAUAAGUAAAAAACUUAAAUCAAAAAUAACAAAUCAUGAUGAUAUUAAUAAUGAACCAAAAAUAAAAACAAAUUUAUUUGGUGAUAUUAAUAUAUAUGCACAAGAUGAUGAUGAUGAUGAUUAUUCAUCAGCUAAUCGUCGAAAACAAGUUAAUGCAUCAAAACAACAAGAAACACAACAUAGUAAAUCAUUAAAAGUUUUAAUUGAAGAACGAAAGAAAAAACAAGAUGAAAAAAUAAAAAAAUCUCUUCCAAAACCCGUUGAUCUUUCAUCUAGUGAUGAUGAAAUUAAAGAAAAAUCAAUUAAAUCAAAGAAAACAGAAAAAUGGAAAGUAGCUGAUGUUUAUGCAACAUCAAGUUCUGACGAUGAAGAUGAUCAUCGUCGACGAUCUCGAUCACCUGAUGAUCAUGAGAAAGAUUCUCAAAAAGAAGAAUCUAGAAAUAAAAGAUUAACACGUAUAACAACAAAAUCUGAAUUAAAACCAAUGGUUUUAUCUCGUUUUCGAAUGGAAAAAUGGUGUCAUGCACCAUUUUUUGCUGAUGUAGCAAAAGGUGCUUUUGUUAGAAUUAAUAUUGGACAAAAUAAUGGUAAACCGGUUUAUCGUGUUUGUGAAAUUCGUGAUGUUGUUGAAACAGGUAAAAUCUAUAAUCUUGGUCCAACACGUACAAAUAAAGGACUUCGUUUAAAACAUGGACAUAAUGAACGUGUAUUUCGUCUUGAAUUUGUUUCAAAUAGUGAAAUAUCCGAUUCAGAAUUUAAACGUUGGCGUGAAACAUCAAUUAAACAGAAUAUUCCAUUACCAACAUUAGAACAAGUUGAAAAUAAAAGAAAAACAAUUAAUAAAUUUAAACAUUAUGUUUAUAGUAAUAGAGAAAUAACAAAAAUUGUCGAAGAAAAAAAACGUUUUCGAAAAGCACCAAUUAAUUAUGCAAUGACAAAACAAGAAUUAUUUAAAGAUCUAGAAAUAGCAAGAGAUGAAAAUGAUACUAAAAGAGAAAAUGAAUUAAAAAAAAAAUUAGAUGAAAUGGAAGAACGUGCUUCUGAAAUCGAUCGAAUACGAAAAGCAAAUAAUUCAAUUUUAACGCAAAUCAAUCGACGAAACCGAAAAAGUACGCAACAAAAUGUUGAAAAUGCUUUAGUUCGUGAAGCUCAAGAAAAUCGAAAUGUACAAGCUGAUCCAUUUACACGUCGUCGAUGUGCACCAAUUCUGGUUUCAAAAGCUCAACAAACUAAAGACGAAUUAAUUCGAGAAUUACAUAUGCAACGUGCAGCUGAUGAAGAAAAAGCAAAGAAGAAACGUGAAGAAGAAGAACAAAAGGCUAAAAAAGCAGCAAUUACAACAACUCAAAUAUCAAUUCAUAGACAGAUAUCUUCAGAAAGAAAACUUCCAGCGGUGACAAGUCAUGAACGUGGUUCAUUUACAUCAUUUGCUGAUAAUAAUGAUGAACUAUUUACAUCACAUAAUUUUGAACUUGAUGUUGUGAUUAAAAUUCUUCCUGAAUAG